Messenger RNA from Procambarus clarkii (red swamp crayfish), 573 nucleotides. RefSeq lists its product as uncharacterized. NCBI's taxonomy places the organism in Eukaryota, Metazoa, Arthropoda, Malacostraca, Decapoda, Cambaridae. The record is from RefSeq and is a predicted model, not a curated record.
ACAUCUCGCUUAUCGACUCUCAAACAUCAUGAAUCUGUUUUUGAUCACCGUAAGUUCGGCCCUCUUGGUGGGCUGCAGUGCUGGUGGUCUCUACGGAGGUGGAGGUGGACACAUCGGCGGUGGACACAUCGGCGGUGGACACAUCGGCGGUGGACACAUCGGCGGUGGACACAUCGGUGGUGGACACAUAGGUGGUGGUCAUCUAGGAGGACAUGGCGGAAUUGGUGGUGGUUAUCGCAGGGGUCACGGAGCAGUUAUCAUCCCAGCCAUCGGGGGCCUAGUUAGCUCCAAAACUAUCUACGGUAUUGGAGGCGGUCAUGGCAUCGGAGGCGGCAUUGGAGGUGGCUUUGGAGGCGGCAUUGGAGGUGGCUUUGGAGGCGGCAUUGGAGGUGGCUUUGGAGGCGGCAUUGGAGGUGGAUUUGGAGGAGGCAUUGGUGGUCAUGGUGGCGGUUUGUAUGGUCGCAGGUAUGGAUAAGGACAAAAAAUGUUUUGAUCUGAAAUGCUACUAAAUUCUCUGGAUAAAAAAAGGCUUUUACCUAGUGAAAAUUAUUCAAUAAAAUUAUUGAUACUUCA